Messenger RNA from Durusdinium trenchii, 1081 nucleotides. The record is from the annotation of a GenBank genome assembly. NCBI's taxonomy places the organism in Eukaryota, Dinophyceae, Suessiales, Symbiodiniaceae.
CAGCCAAGCAUAUUCAGAUCCGCUCCGCUCCGCUCCAUGCGGCGGAGCCUCCCUUUCUUCGCCUUCUGCGGGAGCCUGGCCUUCUGCGGCUCACGGCCCGUGCCGACCGGUCGUGGACCGUGGUCCCGGGGCGCACGGAUGGAGCGCUUGGAGCGAUUGGACCAACGCCUGAGUCGGCCGGUCUUUCAGAUGAAGCUCCCCGAUUGGCUGGAGCUUUUGCUCUCCGUUCCUGGUGCUUUCAUGGGCUUUCCUCACGCCUUUUUCGGCCCCACGCCCCUCCUGUUGGCUGCUUUAGCCACGCAGACGCUGGCCGCCUGGGUGGCCUGUGUGGCCUUGCUGGCUUUCGGCUUAGGCAGCUUCUAUGGCGGUCUGGCCGGCUGGGGCGACUUCACCAAACUCACCAAGCUGGUGAUCUUCUUGAUGCCCAGUCUUUGUGUAUAUUUGUCCUCCCACUUGCCGCCUCCCGGCCCUGCCAUCAGCACCAUCAGCCUGAUCUGCGCUGCGCUCUGCGUCGCUUGUGCCGUGCCUUUGAAGGCGUUGAGCGACCGACGGCGGCCGGCCGUGCGCUGGGGCCAAGAAGCCCAGCGCGCCACGUUGUUGGCACCGUACAUCAAGGCCAUGUGCAAGGGUGGUCAAAGUCGAGAAGCCUGGCCUUCCUCAGAUGCUGCGGUGAUGGCAGCCAAUACUUCUGGGCGGAGUCAGAUGCAGUCAAAACUUCGAAACCAAAAGAGAAAGAGCUUGGUAUACCAUGACAAGGCCACCAAAGAAAAGGCAAUCCUCCUUUGGAACGUCCUGAAAACCUCCAGUCUCUCCUCGUCCCUCGCGGUGGCGCUGAGCGUCAGCGUCUUUGCCUUGGCGUGCUUCGGACGGAUGUACUUCUGGGCUCACCAUCUCUUCGAUGUCCUCUCGGGAGGCCUGCUGGGCAGCUUGAUCGUGCUUGGUGCGCUGCACUUCCGUUGGUGUUCCAGCUGGCAUUUUCUGCUCUCCUUUGUGCUCUUCCUCCUUUCGGUGGCCUUCAUGCAAAAGCGCACACGGAUCUUCGACCAACCUAGUGAGACGAAGGUGUGAGCGAGCAGAAAAA